UAUAUAAGCGACGUUUUACGUGUUUCACUAACUACUUGCCUCUGAGUUCGCGACAAACGUUUUAUUGGGUAGAAAUUGGAAAGAUGAUCUUGCCAAUUAUUUUCACUGCCUUGAUUAAUCUGGCUCCCAUUCAAGGCAAGACGGAGUUGGGACAGGUUCCAGUUUUCCGACCAGAUAAUUUCACGCACUUUGACGUCUAUGCUAGUGCACUUCAUAAAGCCCAUUACAACCCUUGGACCUGCGAUUACAGAAGCGAGCCAGGCUAUAGAUGUUUGAGUUGCAAAAGUGCACUUCACUGCUACCCUGGCAACUUCGCGCUACUGGUACAAUGUGCUGGCAUCUUCGCAUAUUGUCGAAAUGGCUACUGUUCAAGGUUUAAGUCUAAUGAAUGUGAGUUAUUAGAAUCUGACCACCACUCCAUUACUAGUCAUAGCAGCACAUUGCCACCGUAUGUACAACAAGAGUUCAAUCUAAUAAACAAGACUACCGAAGCGCCUGCCGCAUUGAGUGAUAUGGACUCCAAACCACAAGAGAGUACUUCGAAUGUCAUCUCUACUCAGUUGAACGAUCCGAAUAGAAUAGACGGUAGUAUGACGUCAGACGAACAGACAAACGAUCCAGCGAAAGUAAAUGUAACCGAAACAAACAAAAAUAAAUGAAAAAAGUCCGUUAUUAUGAAAUUAAUAUGAUACGAAAGCAUUGUUCGAAAGUGAUUUAUGUGUUAAGUAACUUAAACUUACCUAAAUAAAUAACUUAUUUAUUAAA
Messenger RNA from Spodoptera frugiperda (fall armyworm), 765 nucleotides. RefSeq lists its product as uncharacterized. The transcript is spliced from 4 exons. Bases 84 to 659 code for a protein of 191 amino acids. Lineage: Eukaryota; Metazoa; Arthropoda; Insecta; Lepidoptera; Noctuidae. The record is from RefSeq and is a predicted model, not a curated record.